Molecule: messenger RNA, 2803 nt
Organism: Oreochromis niloticus (Nile tilapia)
Lineage: Eukaryota; Metazoa; Chordata; Actinopteri; Cichliformes; Cichlidae
Product: meprin A subunit beta-like
Exons: 29
Coding region: 125-2695 (856 amino acids)
Biological process (GO): proteolysis
Cellular component (GO): membrane
Molecular function (GO): metalloendopeptidase activity; zinc ion binding; protein binding
Source: RefSeq, a predicted model, not a curated record
CAAAGCCAAAGCUUCUCAUGCACAGUUAAACCAAGACAAGAAGAGGAGACGUGUGAGAAGUGUGGCGCAAGUUCAUGAUUUUUGGUAGAAUCUCUAUUGAUUUAGGUUUCAUCAAAGACGCACCAUGAGGGUGAAAGGAUAUGUUUUUCUUAUCUGGAGCAUGGCCAUUACAGAAGCAUUUUACUUAAACACAACUGGACCAGAAAUAGUGGAUAUUGGUGAAGAAAAGGACAUUCCUGAAAUAAACAAGGGAUUUUUACACGAUGAUAUUUUGGAGCCUACAAACCUGCAGAGGAGUACCAUCACUGAUGAAAACAAGCUGUGGACAUCUAGAGUCCCCUAUGUCUUGAAUAACGACCUUGAAAUUAAUUCUAAAGGAGUCAUUCUGAGGGCCCUUGAUCAGUUCAGGUUGAAAUCAUGCAUUGAUUUUAAACCAAGGGACUCUGAGGACUAUUACAUUUCUGUCAAACAGUUAAAUGGAUGUUGGUCAUACAUCGGGCGGGUAUUUUCCAAUGGACAGGAACUCUCCAUUGGAAUAGGCUGUGGUUACAUUGCCAUUGUUGAACAUGAGUUCCUUCAUGCUCUUGGCUUCUACCAUGAACAGUCCAGAUAUGACAGAGAUGAUUAUGUGACGAUUCAAUUUGAAAACAUCCUAGAAGAUAAAAAGAACAACUUUAGAAUAGUUGGCAGUAAUGAGAGCACCACCCACGGAGUCCCAUAUGACUAUUUGUCAGUGAUGCACUAUGCCAAAGAUGCUUUCACCAAUGGCAAUGGAUCUACAAUUAUCACCAAAGACCCUAAUUUCCAGAAUCUGAUUGGUCAACGAUUGGAAAUGAGCGCUAGUGAUGUUCAGGAGCUGAAUCUACUCUACAAAUGCAACACAUCCAUUGCCUUUAAGAUGUACUGUGGCUUUACCAAUGGGACCAUGUGUCAGAUGAACCGCUGUUCAAAGAGUGGCAAUGGUUGGGAAAUGGUAACAGGUGUUUAUGGGGGUCCCAGCUCUGACCACACCAAUCUGCCCAAUGGAAAUGGUAAUCAAGGUCAGGAUGCAGGUUACUUCAUGUAUGCUAGCACAGAAUCAGUUCAGGAGGGUGACUCAGCCUGGCUGGAGACAAAGAGGAUGAGUCCUCAGAGGGAGUGUCAUGUCCAGUGUCUGCAGUUCUACUAUUACCACAAUGGGAGCAAGUCAGAUGAACUUAACAUCUGGAUCAGAGAGUUUCAAGAUGAACGGGACUCCACAGGAACACUCUACCUCAUGGGACAGAUCACUGGUCCACCAACAUCUCACUGGACUCUCCACCAUGUUCCUCUGAAUGCCACCAAGCAGUUCCAGGUGGAGUUUGAGGUUCGUAAAGGAGCAGGAAACUCUACAGGCGGCUUCUCUAUUGAUGACAUCAAUCUUUCAGAGCUCGAGUGUCCAGAUGGAACCUGGCAGAUUAAUAAUUUUGAGAGGCUUUUGAACACUACUGAUACUCCGGCCCUGAUAUAUAGCCCAAGGCAGUAUUCUAGUGAGGGCUAUGCUUACCGGGUAGCGUUAAAUCCCCGCCAGACAGAUUUUGGAGUAUAUGUGCAACUUGUCUCUGGUGUCUAUGAUGACCAACUGAAAUGGCCUUGCCCACAAAGGCAAUUUACUGUCCAAAUGGUGGAUCAGAACCCCAACAUCCAGCUACAGAUGUCAAGGCAAAUAAGUAUCACCACUGACCCAAAUCUGCUGUACAAUGGAGUACUAAUUUGGGGCAAACCUCGUGAGGUUGGAAGUCAAAUUGUUGACAAGAACAAUGAGAUCAUCUAUGUUAAUACCCUAUAUGGUUAUAAAAAUUUUGCAUCUUUGGAAGACAUCCAAUCCAGAGAUUACCUCAAGGGAGAGAGUGCAAUUUUCAUCUUCAAUUUACAAGAUCUCACUCCUCUACUUAAUGGAAGUUCGCUGCCAUGUCCUCAAGUGAAAUCAGUGAGCAUUACAAGUGCUCCCACAGACCAGGAUAAAGGACCUUGCUCAUCCAGGACCUCACCCACCACACUUCCAUCUCUAAACACAACAGAUGACAGGAUCUCAUCCAUCACAAUUCCAACUCCAGAAAUAACAAACCAUAACAGAACCUCACCCACCACACUUCCAUCUCUAAACACAACAGAUGACAGGAUCUCAUCCACCACAAUUCCAACUCCAGAAAUAACAAACCAUAACAGAACUUCACCCACUGCAAUUCCAAUUCUAAACACAACAGAUGACAGGACCUCACCCACCACACUUCCAUCUCUAAACACAACAGAUGACAGGAUCUCAUCCACCACAAUUCCAACUCCAGAAAUAACAAACCAUAACAGGACCUCACCCACCACACUUCCAUCUCUAAACACAACAGAUGACAGGAUCUCAUCCACCACAAUUCCAACUCCAGAAAUAACAAACCAUAACAGAACCUCACCCACUGCAAUUCCAAUUCUAAACACAACAGAUGACAGGACCUCACCCACCACACUUCCAUCUCUAAACACAACAUAUGACAGGAUCUCAUCCACCACAAUUCCAACUCCAGAAAUAACAAACCAUAACAGAACCUCACCCACUGCAAUUCCAAUUCUAAACACAACAGAUGACAGGACCUCACCCACCACACUUCCAUCUCUAAACACAACAUAUGACAGGACCUCACCCACUACAAUUCCCACUCCAGAAACAACAGAUGACAGGUAAUCUUCUAAAACAUUUUCUGUCUGUAAAAUUGUUUUAUUGUCAAAGCCUGUAAAAUCUAGUGGACCUAAUCAUUUCGAUUUUGGACUGCUGCUCAACAUAACGUAACAA